Saprolegnia parasitica CBS 223.65 is the source of this 3612-nucleotide messenger RNA. RefSeq lists its product as hypothetical. The transcript is spliced from 21 exons. Gene Ontology annotation, molecular function: protein binding. The record is from RefSeq and is a predicted model, not a curated record. The coding region runs from base 1 to 3585 and encodes 1194 amino acids. Lineage: Eukaryota; Oomycota; Saprolegniomycetes; Saprolegniales; Saprolegniaceae.
AUGGCGGCGACCGCGACGGCCGCGAUGCUCGUACACCGCUACAUGUACGGGCUCAAGGGCAGCGUGCGCAACAACGUCGCCUUCUGCGAGGAGAACACCGUUGUCUUUCCUUGCGGCCACAACCUCGUGGUCCACAACAUUGAGACGAAAGAGCAGCAGUUCAUCCAUGGCAUCGAAGGCAACGCGGGCGGUAUCACCGCCAUGGCCGUCGCUUCGAGCCGCAAGUACGUGGCGGUCGCGGAGCGCAGCGAACAUGGGCUCAUCCACGUCUACGACCUCUCCACUCUGCGCCGGAAAAACCCUUGUCCUUUCCCGAUCUCGGCUCAGACGCUUACGUACGUGAGCCUGGCCUUCUCGGCCGACGGCAAGUACAUCAUCGCGCAGGGCGGCAGCCCGAGUGGAACCUCGUGUUGUGGUCCUGGGAAAAAACCAAGUCGUCGCGACCGUGCGCUCUGUGUCGCAAUACGGCAGGUGGACUUUAGCCCGACCGACAACAACACGAUUUGUGCGAGCGGCGCCAGCACCAUCAAAUUCUUCAAAUUGGUGGAUGGUCAAUUGCGCCAACAAGUCAAUUCGCUGAAACGCGAGCCCGGCAAUUUUCUCUGCCACACAUGGCUCCCGGAUGAUCGACUCGUCGCCGCCGCCCUCUCGGGCGAGCUCUGGCUCUUUGAAAGCCUUGAAUUCCGCAUCGUCCUGAGCUCGUCGCCGUCGGACGGUCAAUAUAUCUCGUCGCUUCUCGCUAGGGUUUGUGGGGGGCGGGCGGGGGGUGUCAUUCGUAUUUACGAGAAAAGCGACGACGCCCGCGAGCAGUACAAGCGCACCAAAAGCUUUACGAUCGACGGGAGCUCGCAAAUCGUUCAGAACCUCGCGAUCUCCCCGAGCGAAGACAUGCUCGUGUGUUCGCUCGAGAGCAACCAGCUGUACAUGCUCACAUUGAGCUCUACGGACAUUCUCAAAGAAGACGCGAUGAACUUUGAGCUUGUCUCGACGCCAUUCCAUCGGCCGGGCGCCAACGGCUCGUCGCACAUUACGGGGCUCGAUGUGUGCAUUCGCAAGCCGCUCAUUGUCACGUGCGGUGUCGACAAGUCGGUCCGCGUUUGGAACUACAGCGACAAGUCCACCGACAUUCUCAAGUUUUUUAAAGAAGAGGCGCUCGCGGUUGCGUUGCACCCGUCCGGUCUGCAUGUUGUCGUCGCGUUCACAGACAAGUUGCGCAUGCUCAACAUCCUCAUGGACGACAUUCGGCCGUACCGCGAAUUCCCGGUCAAGGCGUGCAAGGAAGUGCGCUUUAGCCACGGCGGGCAGUACUUUGCAGUCGCCAACAACAACACGAUUCAAAUUUACGGCACGUACUCGGGCGAGCUCAAUACGGUGCUGCGCGGCCACACGAACCAAGUCAACGCGAUCGUAUGGAAGCACGGCGACCGUAAGCUCGUCUCCUGCGGCUCGGACGGGUCGAUCUUUCAGUGGGACGUGCGCAAUGCAGUGAAAGUCGGCGACGGUCACACGCACCCGCGCUGCAACUACGCGGACAUUGCACUCGCUGCCGACUCGACGCUCUUGUACGCGUCAGGCACGGACGGCACGCUCAAGGAGAUCGACCUUGUGGCCGGCGCGCCGCGGGUCGAGCACGCGGCCAACUGUCUGUACGGACCGGUCGCAAUGACCACGUCUCAGCAGCUGCUCUUUGUGGGCACGAUCGAACCGCGCCGACCCGGCAGUAUUCGCGUCUACAAAUUGCCGCUAGAGCCGGAAAGUCCGUAUUUGGAGUACCAGUGCCACGACUUGCCGGUGGCGCGGCUGCGCUUGUCGCAUGACAACCAAUACCUCUUUUCUGUCGGCGAAGAUGGCUCGUUGUGUAUUUUUGAGACCAAAGAGUCGUCGCUCAAUUCGAAACUCAAAGGCCGCAGUGAGCGCGAUAAUGUCAUGCAAUUUGCGGAGGAAAUUCUCGUGACCAAGUCCGACUUGGAGGAGAAGAACCGCAUCAUGCAAGAGCUCAAGGCCAAGGUCGACGAGCUCACGCUGCACAACGAGUACCAGCUCCGGCUCAAGGACAUGAACUACAAGGAAAAGAUUCAAGAAGUCAGCGAUAAAUUCUCAUCCGAAUUGACCCAAGACCGGCAGCGCUGCGGGGACCUCCAGGAGGACAAGCGUGAGAUGGAGCUCGAGUACGAGUCCAAAUUCCACGAGCUCGACACCAACCACCAGCGCGAGAUUGACGAAAUGCGACGGACGUACGAAGCCAAAAUCAAGGCCGAAGUCGAGCGCUACGAAGCGCUGACGCAAGAGCGCGACGAAGAGAACGCGCGCUGGGAAGAAGAGAACCAGCUAUUGGUUGAGAGCCACACGCAGUUCUUAGCGGAAAUGACCACCGAGUACGACCACAAGGUCGAGACGGAGCAAGUCAAGCAAACGCAGCUCGGAAGCGAGAAGGAAGAGAUCAUGAACGAGUUUGAAGACAGCAAGAAGCAGAUCGAAGAGGACGCGGAUCUCGAGAUUGAAGAAGUAAAAGCCAAGUACGACGCCAAGUUUCUUGAAGAGCGCGAAGCCACGCUUCGGCUCAAAGGCGAAAACGGCAUUAUGAAGAAGAAAUUCACCGCGCUUCAAAAAGAUAUCGAGGACCAGAAGGAGGAAAUUCGCUCGCUGCAAGAGAAAGGCCGCGAGCUCUUCGAAAACAUCAAGGGCCUCGAGAAGGACAUCCAAGGCCAUAAGAAAGAGAUUCGGGAGCGCGAAGAGACGAUCCAAGACAAGGAAAAACGCAUUUACGACCUCAAGAAGAAGAACCAGGAGCUCGAAAAGUUCAAGUUUGUGCUCGAUUACAAGAUCAAGGAGCUCAAGCGACAGAUCGAGCCGCGCGAAGUCGACAUCGCUGACAUGAAGCUCCAGAUCGAGGAAAUGGACCAGGAGCUCGAGCAUUACCACAAGUCGAACGACGCACUGGACUUGAUGAUUGGCGAGCUCACGCUCAAGAUGGACGGGAUGCAAAAGGACAUCAACACGCAGCUCCUCGAGAUCAAGACCGGUCGGUCGCUCAUCAAGCAGUUCCAGUCCGACUUGCACGACUGCGCCCAGCUCCUGGACGCCAAGAAGGCGCUCAAAGCCAGUGUCAUUGGGCUCUAUAAAAAGUACGAGCACGGCAAAGUGGUGGCCGACGUCGGCGGCGACCUCGACGCGCAGCAAGAGUACAACCGACAGCGCGAGUACCUGGAGAAGGAAGUCGAGAGCAUGAAAAGCAAGCUCGUCAAAGGCAUGAAGAUGAACCACAACGAGAUGAUGCGCCUCAAGCGUGAGAAUGCGCUCUUGACGGGCCAGGUCAAUGACCUUCGGCGCGAGUUUUACAGCGUCAAGGCAAGCCAGAGCGAAGUCAACAGUCUCCGGGCCAAGCAGCGGGACCGGCGCGUGCUCGACGAGCGCGACUCGGACCUCCGGCGCGAGUGCGACCUCCAAAAGUCGCAGAUCCAACAGCUCAAGCAGCAGCAUGCGGCGCUCGUCAAGGCGCUCGGAGGCAACCAAAGCAGCCUGCCGUCGCUCACGCGGCGCAACACGGGCGGCCUCACGAGCAAGCUGCCGCCCAUCGACGCCUAAGCGCUUUGCCAAUGUAGUACGUUGCAG